Messenger RNA from Cetraspora pellucida, 188 nucleotides. The record is from the annotation of a GenBank genome assembly. Lineage: Eukaryota; Fungi; Glomeromycota; Glomeromycetes; Diversisporales; Gigasporaceae.
AUAUUCGCGUUCUCGUAAUUAUAAUACGCUAUUCAUUUGUGGUACUGACGAAUAUGGGACUGCCACAAAACAAAAGCUCAAGAAGAAGGAAUCUCGUGUCAAGAACUUUGUGACACAUGCAAAAAUUUACAAGUGGUUCGAUAUAGAAUUCGAUUAUUUUGGCCGAAAUACAACUCAGCAGCAACUGA